Struthio camelus australis is the source of this 8350-nucleotide messenger RNA. It is a transcript of the gene CYBB, whose product is annotated as cytochrome b-245 beta chain. Gene Ontology annotation, cellular component: NADPH oxidase complex; plasma membrane. Gene Ontology annotation, biological process: defense response; superoxide anion generation. NCBI's taxonomy places the organism in Eukaryota, Metazoa, Chordata, Aves, Struthioniformes, Struthionidae. Gene Ontology annotation, molecular function: superoxide-generating NAD(P)H oxidase activity. The record is from RefSeq and is a predicted model, not a curated record.
UGUCCCAGAAAGGACGGGACCAUUGUGUACACUCUUCUCAGGCAGUCAUGGGUAACUGGGUGGAGAAUGAAGGACUGUCCAUCUUUGUUGUUCUUGUGUGGCUGGGGUUAAAUGUCUUCCUCUUUUGGUGGUUCUAUCUUGCAUAUGAUCUCCCACCAAAAUUCUUCUACACCAGAGUCCUCCUUGGCCGUGCUUUAGCUCUAGCAAGGGCUCCUGCAGCUUGUCUGAAUUUCAACUGCAUGCUGAUUCUGCUGCCAGUAUGUCGAAACUUGCUCUCCUUCCUCAGAGGAUCAAGUGCGUGCUGCUCAACCCGUGUCCGACGACAGCUGGACAGGAACCUCACGUUUCACAAAAUGGUGGCAUGGAUGAUCGCCCUUCAUACUGCAAUUCACACCAUCGCACACUUGUUCAAUGUAGAGUGGAGUGUGCAAGCACGUGUUGAAGAAAAAGGCACUCUGGCAGCUGUACUCUCUAGCCUUGGUGAUAACCCAAAUGAAAGCUAUUUGAACUUUGUUAGAAAAACUAUUCCGAAUCCUGUGGGGGGCCUAUAUGUGGCUUUCACGUACUUGGCUGGUCUCACUGGCGUAAUCAUUACACUGGCGCUCAUACUGAUCAUCACGUCAUCCACCAAAACCAUCCGAAGGUCAUAUUUCGAAGUAUUUUGGUACACCCACCAUCUCUUUGUCAUCUUCUUUAUUGGUCUUGUCAUCCACGGUGCUGGGCGUAUUGUACGGGGACAGACAGCUGAGAGUCUGGCUGAACAUAAUCCAGACAUUUGCGCUAAGAACUUCACUGACUGGGGGAAAAAGGGUGCUUGUCCAAUCCCCCAAUUUUCAGGGAAUCCUCCUAUGACAUGGAAAUGGGUAGUAGGUCCUAUGUUUUUGUACCUGUGUGAGAGGUUGGUGCGGUUUUGGAGAUCACAGCAGAAGGUUGUUAUCACAAAGGUGGUCAUUCAUCCCUUCAAGACAAUUGAGCUCCAGAUGAUGAAGAAGGGCUUCAAGAUGGAGGUUGGGCAAUACAUUUUUGUCAAAUGUCCUGCAGUGUCUAAACUGGAAUGGCAUCCAUUCACACUGACCUCUGCUCCAGAGGAGGAUUACUUCAGCAUUCAUGUCCGUAUUGUAGGGGAUUGGACAGAGGGCUUGUUUAAUGCCUGUGGAUGUGAUAAGCAAGAAUUCCAGGAAGCAUGGAAGUUGCCCAAGAUAGCUGUGGAUGGUCCCUUUGGAACAGCUAGUGAGGACGUAUUCAGUUAUGAAACUGUUAUGCUUGUUGGAGCUGGAAUAGGGGUCACUCCAUUUGCAUCUGUUCUCAAGUCUGUCUGGUACAAGUACUGCCAUGAUGCAACCAACCUGAAACUCAAAAAGAUCUAUUUUUACUGGCUUUGCAGGGACACUCAUGCCUUUGAAUGGUUUGCUGACCUCUUGCAGUCUCUGGAGACUCAAAUGCAGGAGAGGAAUAACGCAGAAUUUCUCAGCUACAACAUCUACCUUACAGGCUGGGAUGAAUCUCAGGCCACUCAUUUUGCAGUGCAUCAUGAAGAAGAGAAAGAUGUGAUUACAGGUCUUAAACAGAAAACCUUGUAUGGAAGACCUAACUGGGAAAAUGAGUUUAAAACCAUUGCAAGGCAGCAUCCUGGUUCCAGAAUAGGCGUUUUCCUCUGUGGACCUGAGGGCCUAGCUGACACACUCAACAAACAGAGCAUCAGCAACUCAGAAGCUGACCCACGAGGAGUACACUUCAUUUUUAACAAGGAAAAUUUCUAACUCUCAAACACAUGAGAGUCAUUCAAUACAAAAUCUAAAGACUAGAUUUUUUUUUCCAUUUGAAGUCCAGGAAAGACAGCCCAGCUUCCGAUUUCAGCUACACUAAUGCAAAUUCCUUUCCUUCUUUGGAAUUAUCUUGGCUCUACGGUGGAGUAACAGAGAGUCAAGUUUGGCCUUAGGGUUGCUUGCACUGCCUUCCACAUACUGGCAAUUUAGCAGAAAUAUAGUCUUUGUGUGUAUGAGGGCAUUUCCCCUCAAUUAACUGUCUUUAUUCUCCUGUUAUUUGUAGUGCCUGCUGCAGGGUCUAGGCCAACAUGUGCAUCUGAGAGUCAGUUCACACUGAUAAAGCUUACUGAUAUUAAACAAUAAAGCAUUCUAGCAAAAUGCUUCCUAUUUAAGAGGUAGCUUAUCCUCACUACAGAGAGUCCCUGGAAAGUGGGGGGAUUUAGUGAAGGGUGAAUGGGAAAAAUCAUUACAUAUGACAGAGAAGCUGUUUUGCACACCAGCAUUUUUCAGUCUUCUGAACGUAAGCUUAAAUGUCUUGUACAAGAGACAGAGGGAGUGUACAAGAGAGAGGGAGUGGACAGCUGAGAAGCAGCCAUUCCUCUUUAGGAAGGCACAGAACUGAAAAGGAAGCACCUGGAUGUCUGAGCCCCUCCAGUUGGGGAGAACAUAAGGCUGGAGUCAAACCAAGUCUUGCACUCAAUACGUGAGCCAUUGCAUGGCUGCUUCAGACUCUCCUCUCUCAGUUUCACGUCCUUAAAUUCACAGUGCAGGGAUCUAAACAAGAAGAGAAACAAGAAAAGAUUUUGUAUUUUUAGGUCCUCCACUUCUGAGCUUCAAGGUUGAAAAAGCUUGUUGCUAAAUGGGUCCUCUAUGAAGCACUCGUAAAUGUAUACAGUGCUUUUGGCCCUGUUCAGCUGUUCCUCACUGACAGCAGUGAGACAGGUUUGAGAAAGCAAAGACUGCGUGGGUAGUAGCUGGAACAGCUAUGGAUAGAGUUUCUGAUUUGCACAAGACAGCCAUACAGAGCACAGUACUUCUGGAUGUACACUCUAGGCAACAGGUUCAUAAGAAAAGGAGCCAAUACAUGUUUAAUAUCAGCAACAGAGAAAAAGAAACCAUUAAAACCAGCAGUAAAGGGGGGGAAAAAAAGAGAAAAAGAUGCAAAAGGCCUUGAAAUAGCCACAUUGUAAUACACUGUGGUUUCCUCAGUCAGUGCCUUCUUGUUUCCUGUUCAGCCCAAUUGCCCCAACUGCCUGCCUACUGCCUUCUAAACUCUGCAGCCAAACUCUACACACAGCUCAUACACAACACUAGACCGUGCUGUAAGAUUCUUACAGUCGAAAGUCUACUUACAGAAGAAAGUGUUGGCCUGCCUAUGCAGUUCCAGACAUGUUUGUAUUACCAUCUUGUUGUAUGUAUUUUACAUCCCAACUCACUAGACAGGAUGUGUUUUCCAUUUAUAACAUUUCUAAAUGUUAUGUAACUGCCCCAUGCGACUUCAGAAAGACAGUUUACCAUUUCGUAUGUGUUGUUAGCAGUUCCUGUGAACUGUUAGAUGACACUUUCAAUUGUGUCAACAUCUGAUGGGGAGGAAGUCACAGUUGGUAAACACUAGUGAAGAUCAACCCUUGGUGAAGGAGUUUUUCAAGUUCUUUCCCUCAAAAGGGCCAUAUUUGAAUCUAUAUAGUUCUUUUUGAAACACACCUAUUAGCUCAGAAUAGAGCUUAAGCAGAAUUGAAUAUUUUUCUUUGUCGGAAUAAAACUUUUGCUACUGAAACAUAAUAACGGUCUGACCCUAUGCAGAGGGCAUUCAAAUAUUGGCUUUGAUUGUAGCGGAAAUAUGAUCAGACUUUCACACUGUUAGAAAGCAGGCAAAGAGGAAGUGCAAGGGUCUAAUGGAGAAAGCACAUUUACCAUCCAAAUAAUCUUGGGUUUUUUUUUUAAUUUUAACUCACUCAUUAAUUCUCUAAAUAUUGUCAUGUUUCUCUUAAAAAUCCUUCCUGACCGAGUCAGUGUUAAAUAGACACUCCCUGUUGUACUGUACACUUGUGCUAAGGGUUGUUUGUCACCUUUAACUCAGAGAAAGGAACUCCCUGCUGAUUACUAAACCACUGUCUUCUUAAUACUUGUAAAAUAAGUAGGUGGGAGUUUCUCAGUUUCUUUCAUAGGUUUCUUGUAUUAAUUCCCACUAAAACAGCAAGGCACACCUUAUCAGUCAUGGUCUGAAUAUGAUUUUUUUUUUGAAACCUAAGAUACAUGGGUGAAACGGAUGGCACUGAAACACAAACAUAAGAAAAAGUAAGAACUAGGCCCCAUCCUACCUACACUUUAGCAAAGCAUGGAGGGCUGUUAGUGGUACUGCUUUAAGUCAAUGCUACUGCCUUCUAGGAUGGUAAAAGAGUAAAGCCCUUCCUCUAAGCACUUGCCUUCACUAUAGAAGCUCCCCAAAUCGGUGGCUUAACCAGUAACCCACCCUCGGCACAGAACUCCUGUUGAUAAAACAUCAUUUACUACACAUUUAUUAGACAGAAAGCCUCUGUCUGUGUUAAAUUCUUAGUCUAUUGUGGCUAUGGCAACACUGCUGCUUCCCACACGGGACACAGAGCGGAGAGUAUGGCUGCUACAUUCUCUUCACUCACCCUGAGGAGAAGGCUAGGGCAGCAGGCUAGAGGUGAGCUUAAAGGACAGUCCUGUUUUGUGGCCAAAUGCCACUGCUUGGAGUCAGAUCCUUGCAAUAGGCUGGGCCUCUGACAGAAAAAUUCCUCCUUCCAUAUGUUUAUUUUGUUUUGUUUUGUCAUGGGGAGGGUAGGGAGCAGUAGCUUUCACAAUAAACGAAGAUUCUUUUGCUUUCAAAUUGCUGACGCUGCAGGGCUGCCCUGCAAACAAAGAGCGGCUCCACGCCCUCAUUUGAGAAACUGUGCAUAGUGUUUAGCAGUUUAGGCAAAUUUAACAAUUCAGGCAAAGCUGUACGGCACUGUGAGCUUGAUGCAGUAGCACUGGCAAGAUUUUCGGAAAGGCAGGGACGUCUCAAGGUUGCUCCUGCAGACGGCCAGGGGAAGCUGUGCAAGGGAGAGGGGGAUGGCAGAGAAUAGUACAAGGCAAGACUUGAGGGAGCCCGGUGUUUCACUGUCAGGGAUCAGUGCUGCCCCUAAGCUGUUCCUCUCACACACCUCUGACACUGUCCAUGUGCACAGGGGUCCUUGCGUAUGCUCCGCAAUCAUCCGCACUUCCAGUGGGAUCUGAAGACUGCAAGUGGCUCUCCCAUUAAGGAAAUCCUUUUACAGUAACUUUCUGUUCUAGCUCUGCCUCAUCAAUAUAGAGAUGACUCUAAAAGAUGUAGGAGCCUCUUAGUACAGUUGACAAUACCAGUACAAGUACGAGGACAGUCUGUGUGACACACACUGUUGAACUCAUGCUGUACCUUAGUUUAUGAAGUGGGCUGAAGUCUUCAGGUCUGUCCUCCCAUCCAGUUCCACAAAUUCCCUAUUCAUGUGAAAAUGCUCUGCUGACUGUAAGAAAAGCCAGUUGGUGCUGGAUCAGUAAAAUAAAUGUUUCAACUAAUGGAUGCAAUUAGGAGCUCAAUGCAAAGUGACUGAAAAAAAGAAGUUGGCCUUACUAGUAGCUUCAGCUCAGCAUAUUUUUCCUUCCCUUCUUAUGUAAUAUUGCCUGUCUUCCCAUAUCUAGUCAUUCCAGUUCACUGUAGUUAGGCUUACAGUUAAAGACGUUGAUCCUGAGGGGUGCUGGGCAACUCUGGCUUCCAUUGGCCCCAUCUGGAUCGUAGAAAUUGGGAGUGUUCUGGAGCCCCCCACUCUGUAUGGCCCCUGGUCAAAUAGAGAUAAUAUGAUUGAGUGAGACCAGGAUAUACACGGGGGCUCAUCUAGCCCUCUAUUCCUUCCCUGGUGCACAUUAGUCUGUGCAAAGGAAACUCAAGUUUUCAUAUUUGGCUCAACAGCCAGCAAAGUGUUAACCUACAGUAAAAAUGCUACCCUGCCUGUUCACUGUCAUGCAUAUCAGAGGGGGAAACCACCCUGGUUGCAAAAUAGGUCUUCCUCUUUUCAGUCUUGUAAGACUUUCUCUGCUGGGUGGGGACUUUUUGCAUUUAAAUCCUCAAGCAGUGUGUCAAACAAAAUUAGAAAAACAACCCCAAAGCUGCCUGUCAAACACAAAGUAUUUUUGAACAAACAAGAAAUAACAUUAUGGUCUCAUUAUGGCACUUUCUUUCAGGAUCAUACUCUAAUUUGGGAUAUUCUUAACCAAUUAGUUCACAGUUUUUCAUUUGUUCACCUUUCAGUGAGUUUUUUUGUAGGAUUCAUAGAAAGGUGUAAGCCUGACACGUCAAACACGCAUGCAUACAUGUUCAAAGGAAGCUACUAGCAUACAGUAAGAUGUUCACGAUUAUAAGCAUUUUCAGGACCAGGACUUUCAUGUCUGACUGUGCAUACCAGUGUCAGUUCCACAGGUACAAGCCAGAGUAGUUAGUUGUCAAGAACCACACACUCAUUCUUGCAUUUCAAACCAACCUUAGCAACCCACUGGUCUCACUAACAUGCCACACACACAGACCCAGUCCACACUAACUGCAAUAAAUUAGAGCAGGGUGGAAAAGUUGAAAGAACUGUCGAAAGCUUACACACGCUUCCUAGCCCUAUUCUGCACUUCCUCUAACCUCAUCGCUCCCUUUCUGCUGCUACUCUUCUGCGUGGCUAAUUCAUGUGUCCCUGCUCACUCAGCUACCACAUAUUCCUCUCUGUUCCUAUCAAAAUUCUACCGAACGCUGCUUUUCCACCACAGCUCACCCACUCCUUCCUGCUUCCCAGCUCCACAGCUUUCCUAAAGACUCUCUAGCUCCCUCAGUCUCUUUGCUGAUUUCCUGAGUGCUUGUGCCCACUGCAGGGCAAGCACAGGGAAAGGCAAAGUGGGGGAUGGAGCUCAGAGCUCCAACCAGCACUAUGCGCAUCUCAUACAGUGUGAUUCAUCUGCAGCCUCCCUGUCACUAUAAAUAGAUCAGGGCUGUACCCACCUCUGCAUUGCCCCAGCAGACUAUAUUUGCUCCUCUGCUGUAAAAUGCCCUCCCCGCCCUUAACAACUGAUUCUUAUUUUAAAGUCUGCAGCGUAGGAAAUUUAUCAGCUGCUCUCUUCUAAUAUCUCAGCAUGUAUGGGUCAAAUUCUGUCCUACUGUAAAAUAUAUCUGGAUUUGGCCGUACAUUUCAUUUGCAUUGUGCAGAAAUGAGGGGGAUGGCCAAAGAACUCAUUCCCACCCUAAACACACAGACAAAAACACCUAUCCACCCUGCUGAGCAUUGCAGUAGAAGAGAGAGGGAGCGAAAGGCUAGGCAAGGAGGAGUCAGCCCAUCUCUCUCCCUUGGAACAGAUGCUUUAUAAUUUCAGAAACAAGAUACAGAGCAAACUGCUCUGCAAAUAGCUCUUUGGUUGAUUUUUUUUUAACUUUUCAAAGAAACAAAUGUAGAUCAAUUGGCAUUAAGAUGAGAAACUACAAAAACAUCAUUCAUCACGAGUUUAAUGACCUUCAAGACAUCUGGAUAUUUGUGAAGACAUCUUCAGUCAAGCAACCUUUGAAGUAAAGCAUAGAUGCUUCUUAUGCUGAUGUCUUAUGCUGAUUGUCUUUCUACACCCAUGUGAGCUAUACUUGACAUUAAAAAAGUCCAGGGUCUUCACUGUGGCAGUAUAGGUUUUCUCUUAGAAUGCUGGAGAUCACUGAGAAAAUUCAGGUUAAAUUUUCCUCAGCAUCAGUUGGUGCAGAAAUGAUGCAGGGAAGAACUAGGACAGGGCAAUUGCCAUCAUCUCUUUGCAGUUAACAGGCCAAAAGGUAGUGUUACACCAGGGCAUUUGGGCACAGCAAGAGCCCAGUUUCAUAUUAUAGACUCGCCACCCUUCUAAAUUGACUUCGGAGAUUUUCACGCCAUGUGCUCAAUACCCAGAAGCUAUAGCAAACUCCGUGCAGGACAGUCUACUGCUGGCCAAGUUCCCAUGAACAGCUAAUGAGGACAGCUGCUGACGUGGUAUUGUCACCUUGACUCUGCCUUUUUCUCCCACCUCCUUUCCAUCUAUGGUAACCAAUGCUAGGUCAAGCCAGUCUUCAGGUGGUAAGUUCACACAAGCCCUCUGAGAUUUGAAACCUGCUCAGACAGCAGCAAGGAAAUAAUCAGAAGUGACUGUCGCACCAGUUGUGAGAAACACUUUCUAGAACCACUUCCCUUGAGGAUACAGAUAGAGCCCUGCAGACCAUCAGCAGCUAUCUUCUGCUCCAAAAUUAUGAAUGGUCCCGGUGUCUAUUAGCAUUUCAUUAGGCCUAAUCCUUUGUACUAGGACUGCACAUGGUUGAGUAAAAAUGUGAAUAACUUUCCAUCAUCAUUGUGUGUCUUACAUGUGCAUAAAUUAACACACCCAAUAGCAAAGGAUUGAUGCUACAAAAUGUUCCCCUAAAAGCAGUCUGUAAAGGACAGUAAGAUGGGCUGCAAUGAAAUACGGCUUACAGAACAUGCAUAUUACAGAAUGUGUACUAUUUUCCAUUCACUUUGCAGGAAACCUCUAAAGAUAGUCUCCACCACAGUUAUUGCUGAGUC